UUCUUCUUUUUAUUGCACACAUAUACAUACAUACACACACACACACACAUAAAAAAUAGAGAGUAGAAGUGAAAGCAAAAAGCUGAAUGGAAAUAGUAGUAGGCGUUGUCAUUGUGGGAGCUGGACUUUCUGGCCUCGCCACUUCCUUAGGACUUCACAGGCUGGGCAUUAGAAGCUUAGUGCUGGAGUCAUCUGAUAGUUUGAGGACAACAGGGUUUGCACUCACAACAUGGACAAACGCCUGGAAAGCCUUGGAUGCCCUUGGUAUUGGCGAUUCACUUCGCCAACAACAUGUCACGCUUGAUGGGAAUGUAACAUCCUCGAGAAUUACAGGGCUUCAAACGUUUCAGAUGUCAUUUGAUGCCAAAGGAAAACACGGAGACCAUGAAGUUCGUUGCGUGAAAAGGAACUUGUUGUUGGAAGCCCUAGCAAAUGAACUCCCAAAUGGCACCAUCAGGUUCUCGUCCAAGGUGGUUUCCAUUGAUGAAUCAGGCUUAUUUAAGCUGGUGCAUCUCGCUGAUGGCACCGUCCUUAAAGCCAAGGUCUUGGUAGGGUGUGAUGGAGUGAACUCUCUGGUGGCAAAAUGGCUUGGCUUCAAGCAGCCUGCCUUUACGGGAAGAUCUGCUGUUAGAGGUUAUGCCAACUUCAAGAGCAGUCACGGGUUUGAUCCUUUGUUUAUGCAGUACUUUGGAAAUGGUAUUAGAUCGGGCGCCAUCCCCUGCGAUGAUAAAAAUGUUUAUUGGUUCAUUACUUGGUCUCCCUCCAGCCAAGAGAAAGAGCUAGAAGAGAACCCAGGCCAACUGAAGCAAUACAUGUUAAGCAAGCUCGGAAAGAUACCCGAUAAAGUAAAGGCUGUAGUAGAAAACACCGAACUGGAUGCUUUUGUAUCCGCUCCAUUGAGAUAUAGACAUCCUUGGGACAUUCUAUGGGGAAACAUCAGCAAAGGCAAUGUUUGCGUUGCAGGAGACGCGCUCCACCCCAUGACCCCGGACAUUGGCCAAGGCGGGUGCGCUGCAUUGGAAGACGGUGUUGUGUUGGCAAGGUGUCUUGGUGAGGCCUUGUUGAAGAGCUCACGGCACGAAACAAAAGAUAAGGCGGGUGAAGAAGGAAAGGAAGAAUAUGAGAGGAUUGAGACGGGGUUGAAGAAGUAUGCUACUGAGAGGAGAUGGAGAAGCUUUGAUCUGAUCAGCACAGCUUUAGUGGUUGGUUUUUUUCAAGAGAGUGAUGGGAAAAUCAUGAACUUUUUGAGGGACAAAUAUCUGACUCCAAUUCUUGCUGGGUUGCUGUUGAAAAAGUCUGAUUUUGAUUGUGGGAAGCUCAGCAUCUCUUAAAACAAUGUAGUUCUUCAGUAUAUUAAUUUUCAUUUGACUUCCAAGUAAUCUUACUUAUAUCGCAAUUAUAUUAAUAAAAGACCUUUCUUACCCUA
Molecule: messenger RNA, 1426 nt
Organism: Malus domestica (apple)
Lineage: Eukaryota; Viridiplantae; Streptophyta; Magnoliopsida; Rosales; Rosaceae
Product: monooxygenase 2-like
Molecular function (GO): FAD binding
Source: RefSeq, a predicted model, not a curated record